Myripristis murdjan (pinecone soldierfish) is the source of this 2816-nucleotide messenger RNA. It is a transcript of the gene sdf2l1, whose product is annotated as stromal cell-derived factor 2-like 1. The record is from RefSeq and is a predicted model, not a curated record. The transcript has 3 exons. Bases 66 to 719 code for a protein of 217 amino acids. Lineage: Eukaryota; Metazoa; Chordata; Actinopteri; Holocentriformes; Holocentridae.
UGAAAGCGCCGUGGUCUCUCAGUGCACAUCCUCUCCCUCUGGAUAAUGACAAGAGACACACAGCGAUGGAGCUGAUUCAUGCUGUCCACGGUUUUCUCAGAUCCCUGCUGUUUCUGCUGCUGUGUUCGGGCUGCCGGGGCAGAGAGUCGGACUUCAACUAUGUCACCUGCGGUUCACUGGUCAAACUGCUCAACACCAGACACAACGUCCGUCUCCAUUCCCACGAUGUCAAAUAUGGCUCAGGUAGUGGACAGCAGUCUGUGACUGGUGUGGAGAAUGCUGACGAUGCCAACAGUUACUGGCGGAUUCGGGGGAAGCCCAACAGUCCAUGCCAGCGUGGGGUAGCCAUCAAGUGCGGCCAGGCCAUCCGCAUCACACACAUGAAGACCGGCCGAAACCUGCAUACACACCACUUCAGCUCACCUCUGUCUAAUAACCAGGAGGUCAGUGCCUUCGGAGAGAACGGGGAGGGUGACGACCUGGACGUCUGGACUGUGCAGUGUGAUGGUAACCACUGGGAACGCGACGAGACCGUGCGCUUCAAACACGUCGGCACCGAUGUCUUCCUCAGCGUGACGGGUGAGCAGUACGGCCACCCCAUCCGUGGCCAGCGCGAGGUGCACGGCAUGAGCUCGCCCAACCAGCACAACUGGUGGCGUGCCAUGGAGGGAGUCUUCAUCCAGCCCAGCCAGGACCCUCUGCGCCACGAUGAGCUUUGAGAACUCUGUCUCCAUUUGGAGACGCAAGUCAUGGAUGUGGGCAAGGGCACACUCUGGUUUCUAGUUCUUAAGUUUUUUGUUUUCUUUUUUGCAGCUGGCCUGGUUGAGGCAAGAUAAUGUGUGAAUGAUGUUUGAUAUUUGACUGAUGACCCUUCACUUCCCAUGUGAAGCGUUAGCAUUCAGGUGCUCUGAGACAAGAAGGGUAACAUGUUUUUUUUCUGACAAUUUACAGAUUAGUUAUAUGUAGUGUAGCCAUAAGACCUGCAUUUGAUUGAUUUACUCCUUUGAGAAUUAGAUUUCAGAAGGGAAAAAACAUUUUUUCAGGGAAAAUCUUCAUGAUAGCUCUAUCUAUAUAGUCUCAAACUCCUGAGGAAUGCUAGCGACUGAAAUGAAACUUAGUGAAGUCUUGACUACUGAAUAUUCAUGAACUUGUACUCAAAGUUUAAAGGGGUACUAAGUAAUGUAGGACCUCAAUUAACAACCAACCACCCAGGAAUCAAACAAAAAUGGAUAGGACAUAUAACUAAUCUUGUAUAGCCCCACCCCCCUGUCCCCCUGAGCUAUUCUGCCCAUUAUUGCAAUAAACUAUGAAGUCACAUUUUUGCAACAAAAGUAUAAGCCAGCCACCUGUAACCAAAGUAGAAAUCAAACAGAAACCUGUAAAGAAGUACGUAUGUAAGUAUGUGACCAUGCAAAAUCCUGUAAUAAUAAUAAUAAUAAUAAUAAUAGUACUGCUUUGUCAAUUGCUUUUCUGCUUGAGAGAUAGGCUUUACUUCCACAAACCAGCUUUUUUGUGAAAUUCAAUAGGAAGCAGCCAUUAAACGCACAAAAGUGCUGCCACCACGCCUGUGGUCCUGCAAAGGGCACUGAUUGGUGCGACCGUUUUUUGGUGGGAACCCGAACACUUGUGUGGAGAGGCCAGACUGGUUUCACAAGUCAAACUAAUUUGAUCUCGUGAGACCAGCUGGCUAUUGGUUGGCUGCUGGUCAGGGUGAUUUGAAUCUGCAAACCAAAACUUGAAUGUCAGGUUAUGGAAUAUGUUUCAGUCCUUCAAUUAGGUUACUAUUAGAAAUCAAAAUUUAGGAGAUCUUUUGUCUCUCAUUGUGAAGUUGCCUGGCUAACUUGGUUUGCCCUCUCAUAUGCUCCAUCUGCUGUUCUUUACUUGUGUAGUUUUGGUUUCCAUGCUUUUUGCUAACUCUACAUGAUUUUUGCUGAUAUGUUACGUUGAACCAGUUGGGGCCAAAGGAGAUCACCUCACACAGCUCUGGCUUACAAUAAUUCAAAAUUAACUUCAUCUUUACUAGGUUUAUUCUAAAUAGCCACGUACUAAUGUUUGCUACGGUAACACCUGACACAUUUCCCCUCCUUACCACUCUUAUCUUAGGGCUUUUCUACUUUGUAUGUGCUGUCCUCCCCUUAUGUGGCAAAUAUUUAUGGUGAUCUGUAUAUUUGUAUGGAGAGAUGAGUUCAUAUUUUUAAAAUGACCAAUUUUUACUGUAUUUUGCACCUGCCUAUUUCCUUGCUGUAUGUUUGGUUGAACAUUUUUCUUAUCGUGACAAGUGAUGUACAAUUUCCUCAGUGCUCAAUUGUCAGUAGAUACUAAAAACUGCAUGUCCAAAAUGACAAGCAAGAUGUUAAAUUGUGUCUGUGCCUCCAUCCUUAAUGUAAAGUGAAUGCUGUGUUGACUUGCCUUAUUUGGGCUGGCUGCAUGCUCAGUUAAGGGAAGUCAGUCAUUCACAGACAGCUGUUGAGGUUACACUCGGUUCAAUCGAUUCUCGUGCAGUCCAUGAUGGUGUGAUGAACAUGCCAACGCUAAAACUGCAUGUUUAGACGAACCCCGUCCAAUGUUUGGAUUCACUCAGUAAUUUGAGCGAGUUAAAAAGCCUUCCGUCUAACCUGUUUUCUGAUUUUGCAUAAAAUUACAUCUAUGAUUUCCCUGUAUUGAAUGAUCAUGUCAUUUCUGUAUAUUUGAAUGCUCUGACUUUCGGAAAUGCCUGGAAUGAAAAAGAUGCCCUGUGGUGAAGUAAAUGACAGCAGUGAUCCAUGUUACUCUUGUGGAAGUGACUUUUCAAACAUUAAAAUAAUUCACAACAUUCA